Molecule: messenger RNA, 2219 nt
Organism: Poecilia latipinna (sailfin molly)
Lineage: Eukaryota; Metazoa; Chordata; Actinopteri; Cyprinodontiformes; Poeciliidae
Gene: srpx2
Product: sushi-repeat containing protein X-linked 2
Exons: 10
Coding region: 210-1574 (454 amino acids)
Biological process (GO): positive regulation of synapse assembly; positive regulation of cell migration involved in sprouting angiogenesis; cell-cell adhesion
Molecular function (GO): signaling receptor binding
Source: RefSeq, a predicted model, not a curated record
ACUUUACUUACUGAAAAACUUUUCCUCUUCAGGAGCCUCUUUUUUGUCCUCAUCGGGGUUCAGGCGAACUCAAGAUUUUUAAGGCUCUUUACCAAACAACUUUGGAAACUUUUCUAGAUUUCACUUUGAUAAUUUCUUGUAAAAUCUCCUUGAGCAAAACAAAACAAUCGUUUUUAUUCUCCGCCUGCAGAGGAAUCGUUGUUACUACCAUGCCAACCAACCGAUGUGUUGCUGCUGCUGCUGCGUUCAUCUUAUUCUUCUUCUCAGCGGGAGCCACCACAGACUACGACAGCUACAGUGACUUCAUAGAGGAAGACGACACUCCUCAGCUGGACUACAAAGACCCAAACUGGUGUCGCUCUCCACAUCUGCCUAAUGGUGAGGUGUCGUGCCGCUCCCCUCGCGGUGGGGCCCACCGGGGUUUGCUGGGCACCCGGUGUGAGAUGACCUGCGACCGAGGCUACCGACUGCUGGGCAGAAAGUCGAUUCAGUGCCUCGCCAACCGCCUCUGGUCCGGGUCGGCUUACUGCCGCAGGGUUCGUUGCCAUGUCCUGCCCCUCAUCCCACAGGGCAGAUACUCCUGCACUCAGGGCUUCUUUGUGGACUCCAGGUGUGAGUUUACCUGUCGACCCGGCUACCGCAUCGAGGGGGAACACUCGCGCACCUGCCUGCACGGGGGUUCGUGGAGCGGAGUACAGCCGGAGUGUUCAGAUACCGACCCUCCGAAGAUCAGGUGUCCACCAUCCAGACUGAAAGUGGCUGAACCUGGGAAGCUCACCGCCAGAGUGAGCUGGGACCCCCCAGCUGCCACUGAUACUGCAGACAAAUUCCUGAAUGUGAUGUUAGUGGACCAGCAGCCCGGCUCCGAGUUUAAGGAGGGACUGCAUGUCAUCAGAUACAAGGUGUACGAUCAGGCCAGGAACAGAGCUGCCUGCAAGUUUAUUGUACGUGUUGAGGUGAGAAGGUGUCCAGAGCUGCCGCCGCCGCUACACGGUUACCUCAUCUGCUCGUCUGAUGGGAAUAACUACGGCGCAGAGUGUGAAUACCUCUGUGACGGCGGAUAUGAGCGCAAGGGAAUGUCUAGCCGAGUCUGCCAGUUCAACCGCAGCUGGAGCGGAGGACCGGCGGAGUGUGUCCCGAUGGAGUUUAAGUUCAGCGUACAGACAGUCGGCGCUCUCCUGGAUCAGUUCUAUGAAAAGAGGAGGCUGCUGAUCAUGUCGGCGCCCAACAUAUCCGACCCGGACUACCAGCUGCAGAACAUCAUGAUCCAGAAAUCUGACUGUGGGUUGGACCUUCGACACGUCACAGUGGUUGAGCUGCUGGGCUCCCCGCCGCGUGAGACGGGACGCAUCAAAGAAAAUCUGCUGCAGUCAGACGUCAUCGAGGGUUUGAGGCAAGCAUUCAGAAUCUCCCGAUUCUACUUCAGCAUGGUGCUGCUGGACAAGCUGGGCAUCGACCGAGAGCGCUUCAUCGUCCCAGUGUCGUCAGAGGAGCUGUUCUCCUACAUAGACAGUUUCCUGAUGGAGGAGGAGGAACGGGAGAGGCUGGAGCUGCACAGAGACUUCUGCGAUUAAUUUAUGGAGGCUCUCCAGCUGCCGCGGCAACGCCAUCAUGUUUAUUAGACGAGAUGUGGAGGGACAACCAACCAGAAACCAGUUCCAGGAGGGAUUAAAGCAGAGGGCAGCUCCUCAUGUUUAAAUGGGGUCGUUACACAAGACUGAAGUGCUGGUACUGUUUGUUCAAUAUAAACCAACAUCUGGGGCAGGAAAAUAGUUUAUUUUUACUUUACAUCAAUAAAUUCUGUUCUAAUUUAUAAUGAAAUAACAUUUUUUAUUGCAAGAAAUCAAGAAUAACCUAUUCUGCUUUAAUGUCAUGUUCAACUAUUAAAUCCCAGAGUUAAAAAUCUAGUUUACCAGUAAAUGAUAUGUUAGAAAAGGGAAAAUGACCAGGUGGACAUAGGGAUGCAAGUUAUUAAUAAAUUUAAAGUUGACUAAUCUUAUCAAUUGACUAAUGACUUGACAAGCAGCAUCUUUUCUUAAUUAUCUUAUUUUUUAGUUUAAUUCCUUCUCUUUUCGCUGUUAUUUUUUUAAAGGAGCGGCCAUCUUCUUAGAAAUCUGAGUUUUCUGUCAAGAUGCCGACUGUCUUCCUGUAACAUAAAUGGCUACAUUUUUUAGAAAAUAAAAAUAUUUUGUCAGCUGUAUUAAAUACUGAGAAAAAAA